This is a messenger RNA of Pocillopora meandrina, 10523 nucleotides long. The record is from the annotation of a GenBank genome assembly. Lineage: Eukaryota; Metazoa; Cnidaria; Anthozoa; Scleractinia; Pocilloporidae.
AUGAGCAGAUCCAUCGGAAAGAGAGUGGUAGGUUUUCAAUGAUUUGCUGUCGUUAGACAAUUGCCUGCUAGAAUCGACACCUUACGAAGGGAUGGAUAUGAAAAAUACAUACACGGUUGCUAAUAUAAUGAAAGGUAAAAAAGAACAGAAGAUGAGAAAGCUUCUUUAGAAAGCUCUAGCAUUUCUAUCGGCCUGUGACCUCGAGUCUUUCCCGCCAUUUUUUUGCAUUUUUGCUGUGCAAGAACGUAACAUGUUCAUGCAGAAUUAUAGUACUGUAACUUAAAAUCAAAAGGGCACAAAACUGUUAAGUUUGAUCAAGUAGUGUGAUCGUCCGGUUGAGAUCAUUUUUCCUGUUUCAUUUUUCCUGUUUCAUUUUUGGUGUAAAUGUCGUGAAUGAGUCGUUUGAAUGGUGCUGGUAGGUUUUGAAAGCUGACUGGAGGAAAUUCUGUUCUCAGUUAUCAGUUAGUGAACCAGCUUUUCAGAGUCAGUGGUUGAAAUAGUUAUUGCAGUACACUGUAGGUUAGGCAUGGUGCAGAGUCCUAGUAAAUUGCAUGGCUUAUAAGUUGUUGAUGUUCAACGAAUGGAUUGUUGAUAUAAUUAUUUCUAUCACUCUUUUGUCAGUGUUGUUGUGAGGUUGCUGUUAGUCUCUACAAUGUCAGAGGGUAGGCAGUCAUAGCACUUUAUCUUAUAAACUGCCCCUUGUUUGUUCUACUAUUCGUCACUGUCUUGACAUUGGUUAGCAACUGACAUAGUACAGUGAUGGGUUUGUGGGUAAUGUACUUAUUUAAGGGGUGUAGGAUGUGCAACUAAAUAUUGCUGAUGCAUGAAAACUGACUAAUCAAUACACACUAACUAACCAACUUUCUCUUGUAGCCAAAAUGUCACUCCUAAAAUGACCAAUCAGUUUACAACAUUUGAUCUUCAAAGAUUGUUAAAAAUUUCAAUGAUUCUUUAUUUUGCUAAGUAAUGUGUUCAGCGAGUGUGUAUGUUAGCCAUACUGUACAUCUGCUAUGCAAAUUUAAUUCAUCUAACUUAAUUCAGCUCCCUGUCAUUUUUAGCUGCUUUUUGGAUUGUAUUAGGAAGUUGGUACCCUCCAGUUAUCAUGAUUUUAAUUAAUUAUUCUUUUCCAUUUAAUGAGGCCUUUCAUGGGAGUUUUAGGUGUCACCUUGUCGCUUGUUUACCAACACUCCUGUCUGCUAUUUGGUCAGGGACAAAUGCCAUAGUUGCUCUUUCACUAUCAUACAUAUGUGGCUAUCACACUAAAUUUAUGGUUUCAAUUAUUUCUGAAUUGUGCCAGUGCUGGCAAGCUUUUUCUUGCUAACAGAGGAUGAAGCACACAUAAGUUUGUAGAGGCGUGAGUUGAAGUUUAAGUCUCAGAGUUUGCAACAGAUAUAUAGAAACUCAUCCUUACUUGGUUUACUCUGACCAACAUCAUGCUUCUAGGCUUUGUGUUUGUGUUUCAUUGUCGAUCUGUGCCCUAGCUUUCAUACCUUCCCAUCAUUUGCAGCAAUCUACAACUUUUGCAACAGACUUUAAUAAGACAAUAGGUAACAAGGGACUGACCAUGCAUGACAAGGGUUGAAUAUUAUUGAUGUUUCUGUGGUUUAUGGGGAUGAUAAGGCCAGAAAGAUCAAAAAAGGGUGAGGCUGUGCUGGUUACCACAUCAAUUCUUUGUUGAAAAAAGUUAGAUGGGAAAAAUUUCCCUUUGUUGAAAUUAAAAAUGGAUUUUCUCUGUCACAAAACAUUCCCCUUUUCAGUCAGUUUUUUGUUUGCUGUUGGUGCAUGGGAACACCAUGUUGUUGUCACAUUUUGAAGCAAUGUUGAAUGUCAUCAUGGAUGGCUUAGAGGGCCUCCUUGAUACAGCACAUAAUCAAGUUGUUCUUUUCUUACUGAAAAGAUGUACAGCAAUGUGGAAUGUAUUUGUUAAAUAGUUAACAAUUAUUUAAAUAUCAGGAGUUACUGAAUUGUAGUGGACCAUACAAUGGUCUGUCUUGGACUCCUUGAGUUUAAAGGGAUGAGGCUCAUACAACCAUACAAUUCUUAUAAUGUUAGUUUGGAUAACUUAGUAGUGGAUCAACUAAUUAUCCCUAAAUUAAUAUUUUCCUUUGUUCUCAUUGCUUGUCUGAUUGAUAUUGUAUUGAUACUGUAAAGAGAAAUUCUGUCUUGGUCACUCAUGGGAGUUAAAGGGUUAAAGACACUGUAGUGAAUAAUUGUCCUAGUAUCUACAACAGUUCUUUCAGGGGGUUAAACAUAAAUAACAAGAUGCAGCAAACGUUUUGUUUUUAACCUUUUUUUUUAACUGAUAGUUAACUUAAAUUGAGCUUUUUGCCUUUUAAUGGGAGAUAAUGAUAUCUAUUAUGAUAGAUGUAUUUCCUCUUUCUAAGCCAAAUGACUUGUGUAAGGUGCCAUUUUGUUUCACUGCUCUAAGUUGAAAAGUUUUUUCCUUGUCACCUCUGACCUAGUUUAUCAGAAAAUUUUUUUUCAUUGAAAACUAAAUCAAAUUUUUAGCUUAAAAAUGUGACCUCUUAUUAGUGUGCAAAUCUUAAUAUAAUAUAAUAAUAUAAUAUAAUAAUAUUUUGCCCAUUGUGCAACAUAAUACUAUUUUAACAUAUUCAUUCACCUUUUACAUCCUAACAUCUGUAUGAACAUUUGCUUACUGUUUCCUCUUUCCUCUACAUUUCCCAUGAUACUAAAGCAAGAAUUCUUUCAAUGAUUAAAGCCUCCAAGGUUGGGGAUAAUUUCCAUUAUUUUUAUGAUUUUAACAAAUGAUUAAGCAGUUAUAACUAAAGCAAAAUUAGAUGCUAAGGACUCCUAGAGUUUAAAGGGAUAAGGCUCAUUUUGUAAUAUGCAUAUGCUAAAGGAAGCAAUCAUUCAGAUCACUGAAUAAACUGAAAAUAUGAAAACACAAGUGCUCAGUUGUUGAAAUUAGUUUGCAGAGUACAAAUCUAGGACCCGCUAUGGGUAUCAGGUGUCUUCAACAAGAAAAGAGAAGAGGAAAACAGACUAUUUUCAGUUUCUCAUCAUUUAGGACAAAAAAUAUUGUGACAAAAAGCUAAAGAAGCCAAUAAAAAGAGAAAAAGAUUGGGCAAGUUGUGUUAAUUUGUCACAAAAAGAUGAAAUACCAUUCAUGAAUGAAAAUAAGUCUUCUUUUUGCUUUGUUGAAAUUCUUUCUCUGGUAACUAGAAAGGAGGAAAGGACAGAUUUGUUUGAAGUUAUGGCUUUAGCUUUUCCCUUUUCUGCCAGUUCACUCUCUAAUUGCAUAUUACCUGAGAAUAAAAGUUAACUGGUAUGCAGGAAGUUGGUAAUUUCAAUGAUAUGAGGGUUUUGUAACUAUGAGUUUAUUUGCAAUUGAAUAACAAAACACAUAUUCUACAUUGAGAGAAACUUUAAUGAGGGAUUAUUUCAUUUGGGAAGCUCAAAACUGUUACAAAGUCCAUACGAUUCACAACUCAAAUAUGUCUUACAUGUUGAGCGUAAAAUACAUUUGGUUGUCAUCUUUUCGUAAGCAACAAGCAAAAGAAUGGUCAUUACGAUUUGCCAAUUUUCAUUUUCCUUUUUUCGCACAAAAUUACUUCUUUUCCACAUAGUAACAAACCCUAUUUCCUCUAAUCUAAAAUACAUUUCAGUCGCAUUUCUUAUCAUGUCAAUUGAAGAAUCCGCUGUACAGAUGGUAUAUAGCAGUUGCCUGUGAUAUUUCAGGUAUUUCAGAUAUUUUAUUUUCUGUGGGUGCGUGGCCUAAACACUCGACUUCGGCGAACGCUCCUACAGCCGUCUAAUUUACCCUCAAAAUUUACUGAAAUUGCGGAUUUGACUGCCUGUCAAAUCGACGAUAUGCGUCCCUCCUGGACCCUGGUUGAUGCUGAUGUUGUUCUUGUUGUUGUUCUUUUUGUGCCAGUUUCUUGUGAACUGUGACUGAAAUGGAAGUACUUUACAACAUAAUCCAUAUUUUUUUUUUCUAGUUGCCCUUGAAGAGUUUGGCUUUUAAUUACCUGAGUACUCCUGACAAAGACAGUGGCCUGAGCUGCCUCCAGUCAGCCUGCAUAAGGGGAGACGUCGAUACAGUUAGUGCAAUCUUGAAUUAUAGUCCAGAUAAACUUGACAGUGCUAUUGCGUUUAGCAUUAAGAUUGGCUGGAAUGCGUCACGCUACGCUGGCAAAUCCAUUUACACCGUUUUAAGACAGCGUGACUCGAAAGAGCAUCGACAGAUCAGCGAGUUCGUGGAAAAAGUUACCAAGCAUUUCCAAGGCCAAUCACUUUUACAUUUGGCUGCUAAAAGGGGACAAGUUGAGCAUGUAAGAAGAGUGCUUGACUGUGGGGAGGAUGUCAAUUUUAGGAUGCCUGACUAUCUCGCUCUCAAAGAAACACCCCUUAUGUUGGCAGCCAGGUUUAACGUGGUAGAUGUUGUAGAGUUCCUUGUUGAAAGAGGAGCAUCAUUAGAAUACGAAGAUGAUAUGGGUUUCACUGCAUUACAUCACGCUGCGAUGGGCGGUAAAUCAGAAAAUAUACUACGAUUAAUUGAGUUCGGAUGUAAUGCUUCCAAGGUAAAUCAUCAUAAGUCUUCAGCAAUUCACCUAGCGGCUGAAAACGGUCACACAGAGGCUGUCCGUCUUCUUUUGGAGCAUGGUGCUUCUGUAAAGAAAGCCAAUUGCUUUUGUAUGACUCCUCUUACGUUAGCAUUACAAAAUGGCCACCUUGAGACCAUCCAGUUGCUGCUGAAAAAUGGUUGUGAUUUCAGUGUUGUUAGCGAUGAGGCAGGAAGGCUUCCCAUUCACUAUGCCGUUGAAGGUGGACACGUAGAUGUAGUUAAACUCGUUCUUCAAAGCAAUCCCAGUGUAUUAAGUAAGACAAAUGAAGGGGAAACAGUUCUUCACCUGGCAACCAGCCUUGAAGUAGUUCGUCUUCUUGUGGAGCAAGGAGCUGACAUUCACGCAAGAAAUUACUAUUCCAAAACCGUAUUACAUGCAGCUGCUGAAAAGGGCCAAUCUGACACAAUAACCUAUCUUUUAGAUCAAGGUGUCGAUAUCAAUGCACGUGACGAUGCUGGUCACUCUCCUUUGUUUGACGCUGUCUACAGUGAGCGUGGGGAUGCUGCAAAAGUUUUGAUCAGCAGAGAUUGCGAUUUAAAAGUUAGAUCCACAAACGAAGGUUUCCCAGAUGGUUACCGGGAGGAUGAUGUGUUCAUGGAGGUUGCCGCAACAGGGCUGACAGAUGUAUUGCAACUUCUUGUGGAAAAAGGAUUCUCUGCCAUUGAUGAAGCAAAUAGAUAUGGUGACACACCCUUGUCUGUAGCAGCUGCUGGUGGCCACUACGACGCAGUGGUUUUCCUGUUAGAUAAAGGAGCUAACAUAAAUGGCGGCACUGCAGCACAACUUGAAAACUCAACAGAAAUUAAAAGUGACAAUAGUGACGAUGAGGGUGAAGAUGACGAAGAAGGUGAGAUAGAUAAAUACUGGUAUUGUCCAGAGGAGUGCAUUUCGCCAUUGUAUCGCGCCUUGUAUGCGGGUCAAAUCGAAGUAGCAAAGCUUCUGAUCAAACGUGGUGCUAACACGUCCGCUUGUUGGAGAGACAGCGUUGAUCUUGACUAUCUUGCUGACCUUGCUGCCAAAGAUGCAGAUCUCGCUCAACUGCUUUCUGAUAGCGGCGUUACCUUUGACAAGUCGGAAAUUGACGAAACUCCACUAACAAUGGCCCUCUCAAUAGAAGAAUACCAUUCUAUUACUCAUCUUUUGGAGAGAGGUGAGGAUGUCAAUGCUAGGAAUGUAAGAGGGGAUACUGCGCUUUCUAUCCUUCUUCAGUACGCAGAACCUACUCGUGCGAUGGAAAUUGUGAAGCUCCUUAUUAAGUACGGUGCUGACAUCAACAUCAAGAAUGGCAGGUCUGAAACGCCCCUUCAGAUAGCUUGUUCUGCGAAUUUAGAUAAAGUAGCUGAGCUUUUUCUGGAACAUGGUUGUGAAGCAAAUGUUCAUGGUGCUAACUUGAAUUUUUCUCCACUUCAUCAUGCGGCUCAGCGCAAUAAUAGUCGACUUGUUAGGACAUUGCUUCAGUACGGUGCGUGUUCCAAAGAGAAAUCUAACAGAGACAAACGGACGCCCUUACAUGCAGCCGUAAGUUCAAAUAGUUUGGAUGCUGCCAAACUGUUGUUGGAACACGGUGUGGAUUUGGAGGCAAAAGACUCGUCGGGUUGUACAGUCCUAUUUGAAGCAGUAGGUCAUGGCUGUUUACCCAUGAUCGAGCUUUUAUUACAUCAUGGAAGUAAUGUCCAUACAAUGGACAAACACGGCAAGUCUCUUCUUUUUCAUGCUCUAGAAAGUAUGCGGUUCUUGGAUCCAGAAACUGUAGAACUGACCAACAUUAUCAGAAUCCUUUUGGAUCGUGGUUGCAGCGUUAAGUCUACUGAUGAGUAUGGAAGAUCUCCUCUUUAUUAUUUACCACAAAUGGCCACGAGGGAAAUAUGUGAGCUUCUAGUGAACCAUGGAGCUGAAUUAAAUUUACGAGAUAUAAACGGAGAGACUCAGUUACAUUUUGCUGCGAAAGAUGGUAACACAGCUGUGAUCGAGUGGCUCCUUGAACAAGAAGCAGACGUGACAUCCCUGGACAAGGAAGAUCGGACGCCUCUUCAUGCUGCUGCUUACGAAGGUCACGCAAGUUCUGUUGAGUUAUUGAUUGGGCGUGGAGCAGAUGUUAACUCAGCUGACAAGAGGGGUUGGACGCCCUUGCAUUUUGCUGCUGCGGGAGGUCAACUUGGCAGUGGUGAAAGUUUGGUGCAGAAUGGAAGUGACGUUGCUGCUGUAGACAAGAAAGGAAGAACUGCUCUCUUUCUAGCAGCAAAGUACGGUUGCAGAGAGAUCGUCGAAUUUCUUAUUCGUCAUGAAGGCGACGUGAAUUCUACACCUCUUAAUGGGCAAACAAUUUUGGGAGCAACAGAGGAAAGUAAUUUCUUGGACAAGGUCUUAAUAGAAGUGUUCCUUGAGAGUGGUUGCGACCUGCAUGCUGUUGAUAAGGUAACCGGUCGAACAGUUUUACAUUUUGCUGCAACAUCGGGGAAUGUCACUUCUUUGAAUCGUAUUUUGGAUCAAGGACUAGACUUAAAAGCAAAGGACAAGAAUGGGGACACUGCUCUUCACAGGGCGGCAGCAAGAGGUACCCUAGAGAUUGUGCAACGACUUAUUGAGAGGGGCGCAGAUAUCAUGGCGGUUAACAAUAAAGGGCAGACCCCUUUUCUAAUUGCUGUUGCCGUCGGCUUUAAGAAAGUAGCCGAAGUUCUGUUGAAGCAAGGAAGCAACGUUCAGGUAGCGGAUAUAGAUGGAAACACACCAUUACAUUUCGCCAUAAACUUGCCAAGACUUCUUAAGCGAAUUAUAAAGAACGGCGGAGAUGUUAAUGCCGUGAAUGUAAACGGUUGCACUCCCCUUCAUCGUGCUGCUUUUUCAGAAAACUUGUCUCCAGUGGAUACCAUGAAGCUUCUGUUGAAAGCGGGUGCUGAUAUUCAUCGCAGAGAUAACCAAGGGAACACACCUUUACAUAUUGCUGUGACAGGCUACAGAAUAGAAAAAGUUGUCGACGUGUUUAUUGAAUACGGUGGCGACUUCAACGCUUCCAAUCUGCGGGGAAGGACAUGUUUACACUUUAUGAGUACUUUCAGUUUCUGCAGUGCUAAUUGUAUUGAAAAAGUCCUAAAGCAUGGAAGUCAAGUAAACGCUGUUGAUGAGCUCGGUAAUACCCCCCUGCAUCUGGCAGUACAAGCGAAUAACCUGGUUAUAACAAAAGGCUUGUUGAAGCAUGGGGCUGAUCCUGGAGCCGUGGAUUAUAAAGGAAGCACACCUUUGCACGUGGGUUGCUUUUCAGGGAGCAGUAAAGCUGUUUCAGUUGUUACUGAUUACAAAAGGUAUGCCGCCGGUUUUGAAUUGUUCGAUUUUAAAAUAUUUUCGUUUUGGGUCUUUUGAAGUGACACGGUUUAAUACAGUAUUUUUUUUCCAAUACCAUGGCUCUUUUGUAUCAUAUUGGAUAAGUCCUGCUCUUCCAGGUCAUAUCGUUUACUUAGCGGAAGGAGCACCAGUGCGUGAGCGAAAGAUAAAAGGUUACGAUUUAAACUUACGUGAUCUUAAGUUGAGUGAAGUGCCAUUCGGGAGCGUUUAGUUAUUUUAAAUCUGAAGAUUUUAUUUUAUCCUCCUUUCUAAAAAUUUUGUUUACAGCAAUCUUGAGGCUAAAGACGACAAAGGAUGCACUCCGCUUCACAUUUGCACAGUGUUUAAUCGCCAACACUGUGCGCUUCAACUGGUUAGAAAAGGAGCUGAUCUAGAUGCCAGAGACAGUGAAGGAAGCACUCCCCUCCAUCUGGCUUCUGCCUUCAGUGACGUGUCCGUGGUUUGUAUGCUUCUGGAGCACGGAGCGAGUGUUAAUUCAAAGGAUUCUGAAGGCGGCAUUCCCUUACACACUGCUGCGGCACUUGGCAAGGCCGAAAUCGUGCAGGUCUUGAUUGAUGCUGGUAGUGAUGUCAAUGCGUCCGAUGCUGGUGACGAUACACCGCUGCAUGUGUCUGCAGGCUCUGGUCACAAGGAGGUAGUCUGCUUAUUGCUGGAUAAUGGAGCAGAUUUUAAUGCAGUGGAUAAAGAAGGCCGAAUACCUGCUGAAUGUGCUAAAUUGUUUGGUCAUGAUAAUUUGCAGCAGUGCCUCGAAAAGAAACACACUCAACAUGUUCAAAGCGUGUGUUAAAUUUGCAUGUAGUGGCUAAAUACAGCGUAUACCCGCGGCUGUGGACAAAGAAACCCGGACACCUGCUGUAUAUAACAAAUGAUGUUGUCACGAAGAGUUGGAGCAGUGCGCAAAGCCCGUGAUACCAUGUUACUAAAUCGAGUUUUGUUUUUUUUUAUCUGAAGAACACCCUCUAGUUUUAAGAACGUCAUGAAUAUAUAAACUUAUUGUAAAUAUUAUCAAUAAUAUGGAACCAACAUAAUGACCAGCUCCCAGUUGGCUCGUCAGCUCAGUUGGUAGAGCGCUGCACCGGCAUCACAAAAAGUCAUGGGUUCAAAUCCCGAACAUGCCUGAGUUUUUUUUCAGGCCUUAUUUUCACCACUGUUUAAGUAGUGUUCAUUAUUUCGAGGAUCGCUUUCAUAUUCAAUAUUGGAGUGUGUUUGUUUAAAAAUCUUUUCCCGUCUUGUAACGAACGUGGGACAAAGAAAAAAUUCUGAGUUCCCGUAAGGAAUCAAACCCCGUCGUUCAGACCUCUACCACUGAGCCACAGGGACUCUACAGUGGGCUAGGCCAGUAUGAGGUCCUUAAGAAACAGACUCUUUGCUUACUGCUAGGAUCUGCAAUAUCGAAGGCGUCUUGAGUGUACCUAGAAUGAGAUGGUAGGUUUUGGGCUCGGUAGCGAAAUUUAAAACAGUUUAUCUUUAUUUACAUCUUUCUCUUUCUUUUGUCCCACGUUCGUGACAAGACGAAAAAAAAAAACCUUCCUUAAUUCCACUACCGUGCUCAGAAUCUGCCAUCAUUCUGGACAACCUUUUUAAGGAAAUGUCUUUAAGUGACUUGGUGUCAUGAGCUAAACGUCCAGCAUUUUAAAGAACAUUUUUAAUUAGUCAUGUUAGGGUGAAAAUUAUUACUUGAAGCGCUCGUGUAGCUUACUGAAGCGAGAUUUUAGUUUUAUAAAUCAACGAUGGAUGAAGCAUUUGGCAUAUCUCAUAAAUUAGGUUGUUACAAACAGUAGUAUAUAAGAGAAUGUAACAUUUCUUGUCUGUUUGUGUGGUUUAACGUUUCCUUUGCCUCAGGUUACCCUUUCAUGUGAUUUCAAAGAAAUUAAAGACGAUCAAAGCUGCAUAUUUAGAUGCCGUAUUCAUGACCUGAAAGAAAGGUACCAAAUUCGCUAAGCGAGAAUUUAUAAAACAAAUGGACAUCAAGCAGAUUGUCCUCAGUUGGGAUGGAGAGUAUUUCGUCGCUUUGUUUUAGCCGCAACAACCGAGUUAUCGGACUAAACGUUUAGGUUUUCCGAGUUGAAAUACCAACAAUAUUGUCAGUCCAGUGUUUUCUUGUACUUCGACAGUCUCGGGUUCAACAGCUCGAUUGUGCUUUUAAAUAGCCAAGUGGUUUCCAUUUGAUUAAACCAAAUCAUCUUAUCAUGCCCCUCUUUAGAAACUUAUCUCUCCUUAUUCCUCUGUAGGUUGAUAGGUUUGUUGAUCCAAUGUUUGCUAAAUAAAUGCACUGAUAAGGAUAGAUGUUUUUGUCUUGUUACAAUGUGUUGAGGUUGUUACAUGGAUUUACAAGUCAACCAUGUCUGGAUGUGUAAGCGUUCAAGUAACCGGCCCAAAGAAAAAGUUCCUAGCACAUGUGCAUUGUUGUAUAAAUGGAUUACUGUUAUUUGAAUACAAUACCUGAUUCAGUCGAGUUCGGGGAAACAUUUCACUAUUUUACUAACUCUACUUCUACUUUUGAAAAAGAAUUACUACCGAUGCGUAGAUUACUUUUGUUUUGUUUGUGUGUUUUUUUAAAACAUAUUUUGUGGAUGAAAAUUCGAAGAUUUCGCGGCC